AUGGAGGUUGCAGAAGCUGGGGGAGAAGCGAUAACUGACACUGGUUCUUUGUUGAAGAAUGGAAAGGCUUCAAAAGCAAAAGAAUUGGAUAUUCUGCAAAUUAAAAAGGAACCUCUUGAGAAUGAUUCUCGGGUUACUAGUCAUUCAAGUGAUCAUUCCCCUACAAAUCCAAGUAUAAUUAAUAGUGAUUCUGUUAUUUUCUCUCCUUCCUCAUUUCAUUUGGUCAAUUGUAGCCCAUCUACACCAUGUACUAGUCUUCCCGAAUCUGUUUUUUCCAUGUACAACUCUAUGGCUGGUAUUUUUUAUCAUGGUUACUACCAGAUGGAUGAUUCACCUCUAAAUAAUAAAUUAUCUUUGGAGACUCCAGCAGUGUCAAACCGUUUCCCUUCCUCCAUGUUGGCUGCUUCCUCACUUUUAAAAAUGUGUUACCCAAAUAAAAGGGAAAAACCACAUGAAAUAGAUGAUGUUCAUGAGUGUCGAUGGACCAAGUGUAUUAAGAAAUUUGAUAACUUGGAUAAACUUGUCAGCCAUGUAAAUGAGCAGCAUGUUAAAGCUGAACAAUUCUCUGGUGAAUUUAGGUGUGAAUGGGAUGGAUGUCAGCGACUUGGUAAAGGUUUCAAUGCCAGAUACAAAAUGCUUGUCCAUAUCCGAACUCACACAAAUGAAAAGCCUCAUAAAUGUUUACUUUGUGGCAAAUGCUUUUCCAGGUUGGAAAACCUCAAAAUCCACAACAGAUCACAUACAGGUGAAAAGCCAUAUGUUUGUCCUGUAGAUGGAUGUCAUAAAGCAUAUUCAAACUCUAGUGAUCGCUUCAAGCAUGUCCGUACGCACCAAGAAGAGAAACCUUACAUCUGUAAGAUACCUGGAUGUAGCAAACGAUAUACAGACCCCAGUUCCCUACGCAAACAUUCAAACGUUAGCACUCCCGGAUUCAUAUCUGAUAUCCUCUCCACAGAACCACUCCCUUACUUCUGUUCAGAACAAUUAUAUGCCAUUAUCUGGAUUUUUUGCUGA
Molecule: messenger RNA, 1014 nt
Organism: Acanthosepion pharaonis
Lineage: Eukaryota; Metazoa; Mollusca; Cephalopoda; Sepiida; Sepiidae
Source: the annotation of a GenBank genome assembly